Molecule: messenger RNA, 7543 nt
Organism: Platichthys flesus (European flounder)
Lineage: Eukaryota; Metazoa; Chordata; Actinopteri; Pleuronectiformes; Pleuronectidae
Gene: cacna1g
Product: calcium channel, voltage-dependent, T type, alpha 1G subunit
Exons: 32
Coding region: 1-6828 (2275 amino acids)
Biological process (GO): calcium ion transmembrane transport; neuronal action potential; calcium ion import
Cellular component (GO): voltage-gated sodium channel complex; neuron projection; plasma membrane
Molecular function (GO): voltage-gated sodium channel activity; low voltage-gated calcium channel activity
Source: RefSeq, a predicted model, not a curated record
AUGUUGGAGUACUCCCUCAACCUGCAGAGUGUCAGUUUUUCAGCAGUGAGGACGGUUCGUGUGCUGAGACCACUGAGAGCCAUCAACCGAGUGCCAAGUAUGCGUAUCCUGGUGACCCUGCUCCUGGACACCCUGCCUAUGCUGGGCAAUGUGCUGCUGCUCUGCUUCUUCGUCUUCUUCAUAUUUGGCAUAGUGGGCGUCCAGCUGUGGGCCGGCCUGCUCAGAAACCGCUGCUUCGUGGAGGACAACUUCUCCUUCCCUCUGUCUGUGAAGUCGGAGAAGUUACCUGAAUACUACCACACUGAGAAUGACGACGAGAACCCCUUCAUCUGCUCUCAGCGCCGGGAAAAUGGCAUGAGGGACUGCAACUCCGUGCCUAAGCAAUAUGAGGGAGGCCUGCAGUGCAACCUGGACAUGGACUUUUACAACAGCACCGACAACACCACUUGUGUCAACUGGAACCAGUACUACACCAAGUGCACUGCUGGUCAGGUCAACCCUUUCAAGGGAGCCAUCAACUUUGACAACAUCUGCUAUGCCUGGAUCGCCAUCUUUCAGGUGAUCACUCUGGAGGGCUGGGUGGACAUCAUGUACUUUGUGAUGGAUGCUCACUCUUUCUACAACUUUAUCUACUUCAUCCUGCUCAUCAUUAUUGGCUCAUUCUUCAUGAUCAAUCUGUGCCUGGUGGUCAUAGCCACUCAGUUCUCCGAGACCAAGCAGCGGGAGAGCCAGCUGAUGAAGGAGCAGCGGGUGCGCUUCCUGUCUAACGCCAGCACUCUGGCCUCCCUCUCCGAGCCAGGCUCUUGCUAUGAUGAGCUCCUCAAGUACCUGGUUCACGUCAUCCGCAAGGGGGCCAAACAAGUGGCCCAUAUCUGCAGGCUCGUGGCUCGCCGCGCUGGGCUCAACAUAGCUGCCUCGCCCCUAGCCACGGAGCCACAACGUAGCCAGAGUCGGAGAAGGAGGAAGUCCUCCAGGCAGGGAUCCAUGUCUAUUCAUCACAUGAUGCACCAUCAUCACCACCACCACCACCACUACCACCUGGGAAAUGGCAGCGUGAGGGGAGGAGUGAGCCUCCAGUGUAUGGAGGGUAGGGAUGUGGAAGCUGGAGCUCAUAAUAACAACGGAGGGGCUCUUGUUGCAACAACUGGCAGUAGCCAUCUUGCUUUGGGGCCACCAUCUACUUUGACAGCAGCCACUUCUGAUUCAAACUUAGCCACUUUGUCCAACCCUGCUGCAGGUGCUGUCGGUUCAGCUUCAGUGUGCAGUGUAUUCAACGUAGAAACUCUUAGCGUUACCCCAUCGCCCACAUUCAUGGGGCCAACUCCGUGCUCCUUCACCCUGGCCCCCGCUCCUGCAUCAAGGGCCAUGAAAAGGAAUUCCGUUCCCUUCGCUGCGCCAGGUCCUAAAAACUAUCCCACCCUACAGGCCCGGGUCCUAGCAGAGUCCAGACGAGGAAGUCUUGCAGCCAGCACUUUGACAAACAUCAGCUUCAACCUCAAUAUCCCACCCAUGCCCCUGGGGAGACGGCCAUCGACCCUGGUGGACACACACAACCCCACAGCCCAGCUCUCCUGCCAGCUGUCGGCUCGUGACCUCAGCACCACCAGCAGCACCAUAGACACCGCCGCUUGGACAUUGGACCCCGAGAGCUGCCCCUACUGCGCCAAGGCCCUGGCCAACGAAUCGGAGGGCGGCAUCGAUACACAGGGCGACUCGGACAGCGAGGGCGUCUACGAGUUCACACAGGACCUCCACCUCAGGGACAGAAGAGACAGCCGUCGGCCCAAGAAGAAGCAGUGCAGCCUGGGCAAAACGGCGGGGAAGGUCGUCCACUUCUGGAGGCUGGUGUGUGACACGUUCAGGAAGAUCGUAGACAGCAAGUAUUUCGGACGUGGGAUUAUGAUCGCCAUUCUGAUCAACACUCUGAGCAUGGGGAUCGAGUACCACGAGCAGCCUGAUGAGUUGACCAACGCUUUGGAGAUCAGCAACAUCGUGUUCACCAGCCUCUUCGCUCUGGAGAUGCUGUUGAAGGUUUUGGUCUAUGGGCCCUUUGGCUACAUCAAGAACCCCUACAAUAUCUUUGAUGGCAUCAUCGUAGUCAUCAGUGUUUGGGAGAUUGUGGGUCAGCAGGGUGGCGGCCUGUCGGUGCUGCGGACGUUCCGGCUGAUGCGGGUGCUGAAGCUGGUGCGCUUCAUGCCGGCCCUGCAGAGGCAGCUGGUGGUGCUGAUGAAGACUAUGGACAAUGUGGCCACCUUCUGUAUGCUGCUCAUGCUCUUCAUCUUCAUUUUCAGUAUCCUGGGGAUGCAUCUGUUUGGUUGUAGGUUUGGGUCAGAGAGCGAGGAGGACACUCUGCCGGACAGGAAGAACUUUGAUUCUCUUCUCUGGGCCAUAGUAACGGUCUUCCAGAUCCUCACGCAGGAGGACUGGAACAAGGUGUUGUAUAACGGCAUGGCCUCCACGUCUCCAGUGGCUGCCCUCUACUUCAUCGCACUCAUGACCUUCGGGAACUACGUCCUCUUCAACUUACUGGUGGCCAUCCUGGUCGAGGGUUUCCAGACGGAGGGAGAUUCCCAGCCGGGUUCAGAGAUCGGUUCCAUCGCACGUUUGGAGGAUGUGAACGACAGCAAGAGGGAUUCAUCGGCUUCUGCAGUGGUGCCUGUCAAUGGUCAUGUGGACCUGAAGACCAGCCUGACACCACCUCUAAUUACUCACACGGCCGCCACCCCCAUGCCAAUACCCAAGUUGCCAGUCGGAGGUGAUCCCAUCCUGGGGUACGAGGCCCGUCGAGGCAGCAAUGUGUCCGUAGACCCAGCCUGCUAUGACAAAUCACAGACCAGUGCCCGCAGUGCUUCGCCUCACGCCCCUUGGACCGCCGGCAGCGGCUGGACAAGCCGCCGAUCCAGCUGGAACAGCCUGGGCCGCGCCCCGUCGCUCAAAAGGCAGAAGCGGCAGUCUGGGGAGCGCCGCUCGCUCCUCUCCGGGGAGGGCGGCUCCAGCUCGGAGGAUGGCGAGGGUGGAGGUGGGAUGAUGGAGGAUGACAACACCUCCCUGGCCAGAACGGACUCCAUGUCGCAGAGAGGUCCCCGACAUCGGAGGAUGGAGUCGGUGGAGACUCGGAGCUCCAUGGAUCUGCCACCUGAUGCUCUCCUGCAGGUGCCCUUCCUGUACCGCUCAGCAAGCAUGCACAGCUCCAGACCCCCCUCACUGGGCGCCCUGCGGCCCCCCGAGCACAACGACUGCAACGGAAAGGGCUCUCUGUCCGCCCUGGGCCCGACACAUGUCUCGCUGGAGGAGAACACAGAAGAUGACAACGCAGAGGAGGAGCCCAACCUGGGUCGUUUUGCCAGAUUGGUCCUCUGGCUGGAGAAGAAGCAGCCUGAGUGGUGUCGACAGAGAGACACCUGGUCACUCUACCUCUUCCCUCCAGAGUCCAGGUUUCGGAUCCUGUGCAAAAGGUUCAUCAGCCACAAGAUGUUUGACCACGUCGUUUUGCUCAUUAUCUUCCUCAACUGCAUCACCAUUGCAAUGGAGAGGCCUCGCAUCGAACCCUCCAGUGCUGAGCGGAUCUUCCUCACGUUGUCCAACUACAUCUUCACGGCGAUCUUUAUAACUGAGAUGACAGUGAAGAUCGUAGCUUUGGGCUGGUGUUUCGGGGACAAGUCCUAUCUGAGGAGCAGCUGGAACCUUCUCGACGGGAUGCUGGUAAUGAUUUCUGUCAUCGACAUCCUGGUGUCCCUCAUCUCCAACUCGGGUACCAAGAUCCUGGGCAUGCUCAGAGUGCUGAGGCUGCUGAGGACCCUGCGGCCGCUACGAGUGAUCAGCAGAGCCCCAGGGCUGAAGCUGGUGGUGGAGACUCUGAUGUCGUCACUGAAGCCCAUCGGAAACAUUGUAGUCAUCUGCUGCGCCUUCUUCAUCAUCUUUGGCAUCUUGGGAGUACAGCUCUUCAAAGGGAAGUUCUUCUUUUGUCAAGGACUAGAACUUCAAGUAAGGAACAUCACCAACAAGUCAGACUGUGUGCAGAACAGCUACAAAUGGGUCAGACACAAGUACAACUUUGACAACCUGGGACAGGCCUUAAUGUCUCUAUUUGUUCUGGCGUCAAAAGACGGCUGGGUGGACAUUAUGUAUAAUGGACUGGAUGCUGUAGGAGUGGACAAACAGCCAGAAUUGAACCACAACCCAUGGAUGCUGCUUUAUUUCAUCUCUUUCCUGUUGAUUGUGGCCUUCUUCGUGCUCAACAUGUUCGUGGGCGUGGUGGUGGAGAACUUCCACAAGUGCCGGCGCCACCAAGAGGCUGAGGAGGCCAAGCUCAGGGAGGCGAAGAGACUGAAACGCAGGGAGAAAAAGAGACGGAAAGCUCAGAGUAAGCCUUACUAUUCGGACUACUCCCCCACCCGACUGCUCAUCCACAAGAUGUGCACCAGCCACUACCUGGACCUGUUCAUCACCAUCGUCAUCGGGCUCAACGUCAUCACCAUGUCCAUGGAGCAUUACCAUCAGCCCCAGGAGUUGGAUGAGGCAUUGAAGAUCUGCAACUACAUUUUCACCCUCAUCUUUGUCCUGGAGGCCGUCUUAAAGCUGGUGGCUUUUGGUUUCCGACGCUUCUUCAAGGAGAGGUGGAACCAGCUGGACUUGGCCAUCGUGCUGCUGUCCAUCAUGGGCAUCACUCUGGAGGAGAUUGAAGUCAACGCCUCGCUGCCCAUCAACCCCACCAUUAUCCGCAUCAUGAGAGUGCUGAGGAUCGCACGAGUUUUGAAGCUCUUGAAGAUGGCGGUGGGGAUGAGAGCUUUGCUGGACACGGUUAUGCAAGCCCUGCCUCAGGUGGGGAAUCUGGGUCUUCUCUUCAUGCUUCUCUUCUUUAUCUAUGCAGCACUGGGAGUGGAGCUGUUCGGUGACUUGAUUUGUGAUGAGCUCCACCCAUGUGAGGGUCUGGGCCGCUACGCUACAUUUAAAAACUUCGGCAUGGCGUUCCUGCUGCUCUUCAGAGUUUCCACCGGAGACAACUGGAAUGGAAUAAUGAAGGACACGUUGAGAGACUGCGCCCAGGACACCAACACCUGCUACAACACUGUGGUCUCUCCACUCUAUUUCGUCUCCUUUGUCUUGACUGCUCAGUUCGUCCUGGUCAACGUCGUCAUUGCCGUCCUGAUGAAGCACCUGGAGGAGAGCAACAAGGAAGCCAAAGAGGGAGCCCUGCCUGAGGCAGACUUGGAGCUGGAGCUCCAGACAGAUGGAGGAGACCUGGCAACAAGGUCCCCCCAGCUGAACCCUCUGGCACUGGGCAUGGACAGGUUGAGCUCUGGUGGUUCGCCCCGGAGGUUCCCCGGAGCAGGGGACAGGGAACAGGAGCGGGACGGACCGAUGGACUCGCCCACUGCUGACAUAACCAGAGAUUCAGUCAACAUCAGUGCAGAUCCCCCUUCGUGUGUUGAUCCCCCACUGGAGACAGAGCAGCUCGAUCCUGGGGAGCCACGGGGGGAUAACCUGCUGAGCGUCAGGAAGCCCACAGUGGGACGCACACACUCCCUGCCCAACGACAGCUACAUGUUCGCCCCCCAGCAGCCCUCUGACCACACAGCCCCGGCUCCAGCACAGCUUCUAGCACAGGGGCCCCAGCACAUACAGGGCACCCAUAGGUCCCAAUCAGGCUCCAGGGCCUCGCUGCGGUCGCAGCCGGAGGACUUCUCCCAGCAGCUGACCGUUCCCACAGACCUCUUCAGACCCAUCAGCCCCCACAGCCACUCAGACUCAGAGAGUAUACCACGCCUACCCCCGCCCAGGCACACGCACACACUCAGCCGCACGCUCCGCAGACAGGUUGCGGUGUCUACCGACUCUCAGGAGGCCCUGUGCCCGGGCGGAGGGGGGAGCAAUGAAGGACUUGUGAAUGUGGCUUCUGUGGGCCUCUCUACGUCUCCCUCCUCCUCCCCUUCCCCCACCCGUCCCUCCCCCUGCUCCCAUCACCCGCAGCAGCAGCAGCAGCCGGCACUCUGCCUGGUUCCUGCCACGCCAGGCGCCUCCCACAAACCCCAAAGCUCCGGCAGCGUGCACACCCAGCACCAUGACCAGCACUGCCUCGCCUCUUACUCCCCUUCCUCCGUUUCCUCCUUCUCGCCUCCUCCACUUCUACCAGUGGGGCCGCACCAACAGGAGGCCUCAGUGGAUCAGGAAGUGUCCCUCAUCACCUGCGCUGCGUUGGCUGGCAGGGAUGAGGUAACGGCGGAGGACAGCGGCGAUGGUCAUGAGGGUUACAGCUCCUACGCAGGCUGCCAGGAGGGUCGAAGUCCGUGUCUGAGGCAGCUGAAAAGGUUCCACAGCGCUGACACGCAGGGCCGCAGCACCUUCCUGUCCCACCCCCGCCCUUUCUCCUGGCUUGACGACCCUCGCCGCCACUCUGUGGAGGUGUGCUCCUCAGUGGAGUCCAGUCCCCAGCGCAGCACCACCUCCACCUCCUCCGGCUUUGUGUCCCGGGCCAACAGCCUGCAGAUCCACAGCCAGACCCCCACUCAGACCUCGCAACCCUCACCUCGACGCAAGAAGAAAAUGAGCCCGCCCUGCAUCUCCGUUGACCCCCCUGACGGACUGGAGUCCCAGUCUGGCCACUACCCGGGCCUUGGUGGGCUCGUGGGGAUAGGGAUGCCCCCUCCUCUGCCCAGCCGGGACACCUGCCUGAGGAGGAGAGCGCCCUCCAGUGACUCCAAGGACUCCUUUGACCUGGGAGUUGGAGAGGGCUCGGGGCAGGACGGAGGCUCGCCAAAACCCAGCCCCAACCCCAAGCUAUUGACUCUUCCCAGUUUCUCCUUCGAGAAGACAAGCUCGGAGCACUGAACAGUCCGACACACACAGACACACACACACACAAACAUAGCUGGAGGAACCCUCCACACACACAAACACACGAUGCACUGUGUGUCUGUGACGGUGAUAGUUCUAGUAAUAAUGCUGUAGAGAGUAAUAAUGGUGAAACUACAACAAACAGUCAGAAGAUCCUUGGUUACAUAAGGAGUGCAGUACUGUAGUAGUGUGACCAUCCCUUGUCUUUGUAUUGUUACUUUCAAAACAAGCCAGAGAAGAAGAGAACUCAUGAAACGACAAACUGGACUUCCCCUCUCUUCUGCUACGCCUGCAUGCCACCGGCUGCAGCUCGACCCCAUAACCUCUGGAGCGACAUCAGCGCUGGGGAUUCGGCGCCCCCUUGUGGUCUCUGUCCUGACUGCCUGGUGUUGUACAGCGUGGACUUUGGUCGGUGGAGGUACAAAGCAAUAUGAACGUUUUAGAGACACUAUUUUCUUAAAUUAUUGGGCCAUAGUGUUUGUACAGGAUGUCGUUUUUUAAUUUCAUUUCGAUUGUUAUUUGAAUGUUUUUGUGAUGUUCUUUUUUUGUGUGUUAAAAAUGGUUUGUCUAUGUCUUUUUUUUCACUGUAGGAUAUUUCUAGCUUUCUUGGUUUACUGAGGAAAGUGAACGUUUUUCAAAGUGCUGAAAACCAUGUAUUUGUAGGAAUAAUAUAUAAAUAUAUAUAUAAAAAAAGGAGUCAUUAAACUGA